GGGAAGGGUCUUUCUCUAUCGCCGCGUUUGGAGAGGAGACGGCUGGUUUUUCAGCGAUGAGACUUAGCAGUAACCCCUUACAAUGGGUGAUGUUCUAGCUUACGAAGCUGAGCUGCUGGGACUAGUGAAAGAGUAUUUGGAUUUUGCUGAUUUUGAAGAAACAGUGAAGAUAUUGGUGAAGGAAUGUAAAAUAAAAGGGAAGCCACUACCUAAAUCGGCAGGUGUUUCCCUGAGAGAUUCAAAAGCUUUGACUAUUCAGAAAGAUCUACUUACAGCAUUUGAAAAUGGAGAGCAGAAAGUUUUCUUCCGACUUUGGAAGGAGCAUAUAUCGUCUUCAGUUCGAGACAGUGAGCCGGUUGCUCAGAAGCUGGAGUUCUAUCUUCACAUACAUUUUGCCACCUACCUCUUGAAACACUCUGUGGGAAAGCCUGACAAAGCUGAACUUGAGGAAAGGAUUUCUCUCUUUAAAACAUACCUAGAAACAAAAGGAGCUGCACUUAGCCAGACAACAGAGUUUCUUCCCUUCUAUGCUUUGCCUUUUGUUCCUAAUCCCAUGGUACAUCCUUCAUUUAAAGAACUUUUCCAGGAUUCUUGGACAUCGGAUUUAAGGACAAGAUUGGAAAAGUUCCUGUCUCUGACUCUCAAAGCCAGCCAGACACCCAGGCUUCUCACUUUAUUUAAGGAGAAUGGGCAGUGCAACAAAGAGAUGUUACAACAGCUUCAUCAACAGUUAGUGGAGUCUGAGCGCAGGACCAUGACCUACCUGAAACGAUUUAACAAAAUGCAAGCAGACUACCAUAACCUCAUUGGGGUCACUGCAGAGCUCGUGGAUUCCUUGGAGGCCACAGUCAAUGGCAAGAUGAUCACACCAGAAUAUCUUCAAAGUGUUUGUGUUCGCUUGUUUAGCAAUCAGAUGAGACAAAGUGUAGCACAAAGUAUUGACUUCACAAGGCCUGGAACUGGAUAUUACUCUAUGAGCCCUUGUGAUGACGAAUAUGCUUCUACAAUGUUAAGAGCAUCUUUAGCCCCUGUGAAGAUGCAGGAUGUGCCGUUGUUGCCCUCUUUGGAUUAUGAGAAGCUGAAGAAAGAUUUGAUUAUGGGGAAUGAUCGUCUCAAGGCCUUCUUACUGCAGGCCCUGCGCUGGCGCUUGACAACAUCAUACCCUGGAGAACAAAGAGACACUGUCCUGCAAGCAUACAUCAGUAAUGACCUGCUAGAUUGCCACAGCAAUUGUCAGAGAGGUGUCCUCAAAUUAUUACAUUCAAAGAGUGAGGUAGUCAGACAGUACAUGGCAAGGCUCAUCAAUGCUUUUGCUUCGCUGGCAGAAGGUCGUCUCUACCUUUCUCAGAAUCCAAAGUUGCUGCGAAUGCUGGAGGAGAGACUGAAAGCUGAAGACAAGGAUUCCCUUACACGAGAGAAUGUUCUGGGGGCUCUGCAGAAAUUUAGCCUCAGGCGUGCACUGCAAUCGGCAAUGAUCAGAGAUGGGCUCAUUUUCUGGCUGGUUGAUGUUCUAACAGAUACAGAUUGCCUGUCUGAUUACACACUGGAGUAUUCGGUUGCCUUGCUCAUGAAUCUUUGUCUGAGGAGUGCAGGAAAGAAAAUGUGUGCAAAGAUCGCAAACCGUGUGCUCAAAGUUCUUUCUGAUCUUCUUGGCCAUGAGAAUCAUGAGAUACAACCGUAUGUGAAUGGAGCACUGUAUAGCAUUCUCGCUAUCCCUUCUGUCCGAGAGGAAGCCAGAGCAAUGGGAAUGGAAGAAAUUCUGCGCUGCUUUAUCAAGGAAGGAAAUGCAGAGAUGAUCCGACAGAUUGAAUUUAUUAUCAAGCAGCUCAAUUCAGAAGAGCCAUUGAAUGAUAGUGUUGUGUCUGAUGAUGAAGAGGAGGAAGAGGAUGAGGAAGAGGACCAUGACACCAUGGAGGCUGAUCUGGACAAAGAUGAGCUUUUACAGCCUCAACUGGGAGAGCUUGCAGGAGAGAAGCUGCUGACAACUGAGUACUUGGGAAUAAUGACUCAUACUCCAAAAACCAAGAAGAAGCUGUUCCCUGGUGUCCAUCAGAGUAUAGACGAGCCUCUCCAGAGACCUGUGACACCAGGUUGUCACAGGACUGUGUACCCAAUGCCAGAAAACGAUGACAUUUCUUGCCAUAGUAGGGAUGAAAAACUCCAGUCCCUGCCGAGUGGUCGUCCUCCCAUUCGUAGUGGGAGCAGGUCCAGCAUUUCUGACCUCUGCAUUUCCUCUUCAUCAAUUGAAAUGGAGUCAUCGAAGAUAUUCUCAUCAGGCCACAGAAUGGACCAACACAUCCCAGCUGUUGACAACAUCUUGUCUUCCCGAUCUACUGAGUUCACCCAGGACAACGUAAAUGGGCAACCUAAUAGUGAGUUUUCCUCAGCCUUUACCAGCAAACCUAAGAUCCCUCGCACUCCUGAAGUGCAGAGUGCCAGCCCUAGAAAGGGAAAGAUCCCGACCAUUGCCCCCCAGUUCUCUCAGUCUGGACCCCAGCAAAUGAGCCGCCCCAGUUCUUCAGGAUCGUCCACAAGGAGCAGGCAGAGCAGCCAGUCCUACAGGAAGUGAGAACAGUUGCUUUCCUCAAGAAUCACCUGUCACAUUGCUGAAGGAUGGAGCCAGCUUCCUGUAAUGACCUUUACUGGCGACCUACCUGAGAAGAGAGUGGGUUAUUAAUAUCGCACAUGUACACCUUGCACAGUGAUUCAGGGAUUAUCUGAUGGGAUGCAUCUUCUGUUGUUUCUACACCUGGUUAAAACAAGGGCCUUGUUACAAUUCAAGGUCUUAGCAGCAGCCCAGGACUGAUAUGAUAGAUGAAUGUACUCCCAGUGUCUCUGAUAGUUUACUCCUAAGAGACAGUGCCACCUUGAGAAGAGUCUCGUGUUCUCUGCCUUCUGUGUCAGAGUAAAUGGCCUUUAGAGAUGGUCUGCAGGGCUCAGCGCAGGAGUCUGGCCAGGCAGCUGUCUUGUUUACAUAUCGCUUGCUGAACUAGCCUGUCCCUUGCUUUUUCAAAACUACACCCUUGUGGAUGAGCUGGGGGACAUCUGUAUUCAAAGGAUGUGCACUGAGAGUUUUGUGUGGGAUGAGAUCUGGGCUUGACCGCCACAGACUGGAGAAAAAGCAUUUCAUCAACUUGUGAUUUGACCUGGAGCAAUUGAAAAACACUACACCAUUGCCCCAAGUGGAGUCCUUGCUCACCUCUGAGGAUCUGAUGAGCAGCUUUAUCUGCAGCUAUUACUCCUAUACGUUCUUUCUAGGUUGUGUUCUUUCUUAAUUUUGCUUUUUAACGUUUGCAGAAUGAAUAAUCCACUUUUCCGCUGGAAUGAACAACUUUGUUUCUUCAUUCAGAGGAGAAGCCAUAAAAACGUGAACAGAUCAGAAGCAACUUUCCCUUACCAUUUGGUUAUGGGCAAGCGCCUUUGAUCUGUGUCACGUUUUCUGAUGUUCUUCACUUCUGAACAAUGUUUUGUCUUUAUGAAAUCUGGACUGAUCUUCAGUCAGUGUGAAAUGAUCUCUAGGCAAGAGAGAUCGGGAAGCCCUUCACUAAAUAAAAAUCCAGCAGUUAAUUCUGCCAGUGAUGUAAGAAGCCAAUACUGUUUGUUGUUCUUCCUCUCAAAAGUAACAGUGAUGAGGAAACGCUGAAGUCUUCAUUGACCGUUGGCUUUUCAAUAACAUCCCCUCAUGUGACACUGCUGUUAGGACAACAGCAACACCUUUUCCGGAAACACAGUUUGCCUUGGAACUUGGCUGCUGCUGGCAGGGGGGAGUGUAUUUGUCAUAGGUGGAAAGCAAAUGCUUUAGGAGGUACAAAAAGGGAGAAGUUAAAGCUUUUCUUUCAGAGGUUCAGCUCAAGAAACAAACAAGAGGAGCAUAGUCUAAAAGCCACUCCAAAUAGUAACAUUUACCUUCCUCUGGAGGAAAGAGUUGCGCAGCCACAAACUGUUUCCAUAGGACUGGAAGAAAACUUUGUGCUUGCACUGAGACCUUGGACUGUGCCUGUGGGUAUGCAGUGGCAACUGAGCGGCCAAGGCAAUUACCUCGUGUGAUGUAGUUGCCAUGAGAGGGACCAAGAUCAGUGACAGCGUCCGAUUCUUGCAGAAAGGGACCCCACCCUCAGGUUGCUGUAACCUCUUUGAAUAAUAGACUUUAAAUUGGAAUCAGGAUCUUUUUGUAGGGCAAGAGAACCCCCAGUUUAAAAUCUAGUCAUGUUCACGUGUAGAUUAUAAUUUACUCUUUGGUGACUUCAGGGUGUUCCCAGGCCUAGCUUAAAGUAGUUGGAGUGCAGAUGUUGCCUGAACUCCCAAACUGCAUAGGACCUAAGGUGGAUUAUAGGCCCUUGAUAGCCUCUGUCCUAUAAAUCUCCAUGCUAAGCAAAGAAAUGACAGAAAAUCUCCAACCUGUCCUUAGAUUCACCUACCUCCUCUCGAAGGUAAUAAACACAAUUAAUAGAAAAAUGUCCUGUGAUUCACAUAAAGGGAGCAACGGAAAGCAGCCAUGAAAACUCACCUUGUGGUUUUCUAGUAUAGCCAACUUUUCUUUUUCCUCUGAAACCAUGUCUUCUUUCCAGCAAGUAAUAUCAAUGGCCAAGUUGUUAACAUGGAAGUGCUGCGCACGUUCAUUUGCAUAUGUGGACAUACAGAAUGCCCCAGCAGUUGAGUUUUAUUUAUUUUAUGGCAGUGCUAAGUUUCAGGUUGGAGCAGACCUGACCUUGAGAGGCAGCUUUUGAGAAGUGUUGAGUGCAGGUAACUACUUAACAAACAAACCAAAACAAAACAUAACAACCCCCCCCCCUCCAAUUCCCCCAGCUUAGUGGGCGUACCAUGAGUGGAGACCAAAACUGUAUCCUUGUAAGUCAGCUAAAGGAGGUUGAUAGGCACCCGGCAGAAGAUCUAGAUUAGUAAAAAUCCAAAAUGCUUCUUGCAGAACUGAACUGAAGGAAACAAGCUGAAGCGUGUGAAUAAGCGUGUGUGUUUCUUGCUCUGCCCUGCUGCGAGGCAGAACUCCGUACGUACUUUUUUGCGUGCUCAACUCUUAGUGUGAGUAUAGAGUUCGAAAACCGUGAGGGUAUUUUUUUAUAUUAAUGCUUGAGAAACUUCUGUUUCCCAAAUGCUUGGGAUGAGGGAAACUGUGUAUAUACUUUGAAAUACUUUGAAAUAAAUUAUCAGCUGAGCAGCAGUUUGAGAAGCUGACAAGGUAACCUGUCCCUCUUUGCUCUGCAGCGUUCACAGAAAGCCCCUGCAACGUACUCAGAAGCUUUUGAAGCUAAUGAGAAAUGUUGAUAUUGUGCUUGUCAGUCGGACACCGCUAUUCAGGGCUGAAAGGUCCCUGGAUAAGUGACCCCUGGAUCCGUGACAUGUACACAGUAAAUUCUGCAUCUCACUCUUAAAAGUUGUUGGGUGUUUUUUCUAUGCACCGUGCAGAGGCUGCUGCUAGACGCAACACCACCCUGGUAAAUUCAUAAUUGGACCGGUGAAAACUGCCUGCUUGAAUGAGAGGGGUGUGAUUGUACUUAACCUGGCUAUGGUCUUGUUUACAGGGAGCAAAUGUAGUAAUUGCACCUAUCACAUAGAUCUGAAAGGAAAGAUUUUCUGGGACCAAAGGGUUAUGUGAUUCUACCACGUUUCUUGGAUAUAGCUUUUCUAUAUAGUCAGUCUAAUUUUGUUUAUGGAUAGUGUAAUACAAGACAUGAACUGCAUACGUCUAUUUAAAUUUGCAUGGAGGGCUUAGUCACUCUGUAAGAUUGCUUUAAAACCAGCUGGCAGUGAUUGGGUGAAUAUGUUUCUUAAGGGAUAUGUUCAUUUCUCUCUCUCUCUGGUAGAUCUCUUUGGGGUCAUGUGGAUUUUUAGGGUGUGCAUUUCACAUUUCACUACGUUUUAUUAUUGACAAAUUCGUUUGCCAACUAUUUUGUCUCCACCUGAAUUGAAAACACAGCUCCCUCCUGUUCGGCCUGGCCUGCCUCUGCAGCGUGUUUGCUCAGAAGUGGUGCAGAGCAGGCAUGAACCACUCAUUGUGUUUGGUCUCUCAUGAGGAGAGCCUAGGCAUGUAGGAUGCCACCAGUGACAUUGGUUUGGUGUCAGAAGUUAUUAUUUCUUGGUGGAUUGAAAUGUGUAGAGCAGGACAAGCGAGGAAGUUCUCUGGAGGUAAAAUAUUCCUGUCCUGGGGAAGGACAAAGGUUGCUUGGUUUGGUUUUGUUCUUUUUAAAGAAAGUUCACUAGUCUUUAUAAAUCGUGGUGGAGGUUACAGGGUGGAAAUGAAACGCGCUACAUUGCAUUCGUACACAUCUUUGAAUAGUAGUAGUAGAAAAGCAAGCAAGCUACCUUCCUUGCAGGCAUUUAAGUACAUCUGGACUUUCCCUUUAGCUUGGGGCAUAAGUCUAUCUUUGAGCCAAAACUUCCUGGCAGUUUGCACUGUCUUCACACUUGCUUGCAAUCUGGCUCCAGAUUGGAACAAGUUGCUUCCCAGGAGGAGGGAGCUCUGGGGCUGGAGCAGGGGAGUGGGAGAGCCAGGAGGUGCCCCUUGCCCAGCAAGAGUAGUCUCACCGAGGAGCGUCUGAGCUGCGCCCCAGUCCUGCCCGGCACCUUGGACCCUGCGGCGCACUGUGGGCAUGGCUAGCAACGAGCGUACGGAUGUAGUCUCAUAUACCUCUGCUGACCCCAGGAGAAACUAAGUAGCAGAAUAUCUCUGUGGUUAAGCCAUGUGGACUUCUCCAGGCCAUACUGCACUUUGCAGAAACCUGUGCUUGUUCGUAUGGAUUGUAAAAGGAAUGGGGCUCUCGAGGAUUUGUUGAAGGGAGAGAAAGAAAAUGUUUCGGGGCAAACAAAACAAACUUCAAAUCAGGCUGUUCUAGCCAAGCUUUCUGGGAAUCUGCUACUAACAGCAGCAACAAUUUUGAAAAGAAACAAAACUUCCGGGUGCAGGAGCUGUCCCACCUUAUCAGGCCAGCAAUUUUUCUAGCCUAGCAUCUUGUCAGUGCUCAGUAUCUGAUGUUUCAAAGCAAGGUUUUUCCCAUGUCCAGACUUCUUUCUGCCCUGAGGUGGGUGGACGUUAUAUCCGAUUAUGGGAUCCUGAUCCAACCUUCCAUUCUUUAAGGAUCUGAUGCUCUCCAAACAACAGACUGAGUGGCAAACUCUAGGAUGUCUAGUAAGCUUCUGGAACAUGUACUGCUUUUAUUACAAGUUCUCUCAGCAGUCCUGGCAUAUGUUGCAAGUUUCCAAGAAAUGAGUGCAUUACUUUAUUGCAAUGAAAGUGAAAAUACUUCACUGCGUAAACAUACAAACUGUAAGAAAUCCAUUUGACAGUCUGGAAUGUUCAUUUUGGGUUUAUCUUCUUUGAAAUGUGGUAAAUGCUCUUCUGAUGACUUGAAAUGCACAGUUUUGGAGAGUGUAAAUUAUUUUGUUCGCUUCGGGUGUGAAUGACCUAAUGAUGUCUUUAAUUAAAAAAAGGUUUCCAUUAUGUCUUGGUGUUU
Molecule: messenger RNA, 7466 nt
Organism: Struthio camelus australis
Lineage: Eukaryota; Metazoa; Chordata; Aves; Struthioniformes; Struthionidae
Gene: ARMC9
Product: armadillo repeat containing 9
Biological process (GO): cilium assembly
Cellular component (GO): centriole; ciliary basal body; ciliary tip
Molecular function (GO): protein binding
Source: RefSeq, a predicted model, not a curated record